UUUAAAAAGUAAUCUCCUUUAAUAAAAUUUUUUUUUUUUAAAAAAAGUAAAAUUAACAACCUUAUUCGUACAUUUUCUCAAUUUUAAUCGGAGCAGUUCCAUGCUAGUCAAAAUCUCUGAAACCCUCAUUGCCUCCAGAUCUCUAAAUUCCAACAACUUCAGAGGACAAAUUCCACCAUCUAUUGGUAAUCUCUCGAAUCUAUACUGGCUGGAUUUGACUGACAACCAAAUAGAGGGACCAAUUCCCGUGUCAAAUGAAACUACGCCUGGCCUUGACAUGUUGGUCAAUACCAAGCAUUUUCAUUUGGGACAGAAUCAACUUUCAGGCGAAAUCCCGGAGCAAAUUUUCAGCUCAAACAUGACUCUGAUAUAUGUGUUAUUUGACAGCAAUAAACUCACCGGUCCUAUCCCUUCAACCCUUGGGCUUGUGCAAUCUUUACUGGUGAUACGUUUUGAUAACAAUUUCUUAGGUGGGAAUGUUCCGUCAAAUCUCAACAAUCUCACGAGUCUUCAAGAAUUGUAUUUGUCUAACAAUAACCUGAAUGGCCCUUUACCCUCCCUUACUGGCAUGAGUGAUCUCAACAACUUGGACUUGAGUAAUAAUCCAUUCAGUACCUCUGUGAUUCCUACAUGGGUUUCAUCUUUGUCAUCUUUAACAACACUAGGGAUGGAAAGCACUCAACUUCAAGGUGAAGUUCCUGUCAACCUUUUCAGCCUUCCAAAUUUGCAGACUGUGUGCGUAUCAGCUUCACCUCAUGCAAUACCAUUCCUUGUCCAAGAUGUUCACAACUCUGGUAAGGGAUUUAGUAACCAAUUGCGCCGCAUAGACUUGCAAAAGAAUCUGAUUAGUGAGUUCAAUGGAACAGAAGGAUAUGACAUUCAGAUAAUACUUGCUGAUAACCCAAUUUGUGAAGAGACAGGCGCAACAAAAACUUACUGUGUAGUUCCAAAAUCAAUUUCCACUUACUUGUAUACUACCCCUACCAACAACUGCCUACCUGCUACAUGCAGUUCAGACCAGACAUCUCUGAUGCAGUUCUUCCAAUCCAACAAUCUUCUUGUUGAUUCGGUUUCACUAUGUAAUCCAAGAAUAGAUCCUUCUAGAUAUUUUCUAUUGAACCUUAGUAUCUUUCCAUAUGGCCAAGAUAGUUUCAAUCGAACAGGGGUUUCUACAAUUGCAUUUAUAUUUAGCAACCAAUCUUACCAGGCACCAUCUAAUCUUUAUGGACCUUAUUUUUUCGUUGGUGAUGCUUACAACCACUUUUCAGAUGCUCCAAACUCCCCAAAAUCAACUAUUGGCAUCAUUAUUGGAGCAGCUGUUGGUGGUUCUGUGCUUUUGCUACUUUCACUGCUUGCUGGGGUUUACGUUUUUCGUCAAAAGAAGAAGGCAGAAAGAGCAAGCCUAGAGAGCAACCCCUUUGCACACUGGGAUGUUAAGAAAAGCAACGGAAGCAUUCCUCAGUUAAAAGGUGCAAGAUGUUUCUCUUUUGAGGAGCUUAAGAAAUAUACAAAUAACUUUUUAGAGGCCAAUGAUAUUGGAUCUGGGGGUUAUGGAAAGGUUUAUAGGGGAACUCUUCCCAAUGGAGAGCUGGUUGUGAUCAAACGAGCCCAGCAAGGAUCAAUCCAGGGUGGGCUGGAAUUCAAAACAAUGAUUGAACUUCUAUCUAGAGUCCAUCAUAAGAAUGUUGUCGGUCUACUAGGAUUUUGUUUUGAGCGAGGUGAACAAAUGCUAAUAUAUGAAUAUGUUCCAAAUGGCUCUUUGUAUGAAACUCUAUCAGGAAAGUCAGGAAUCAAACUGGAUUGGACCAAACGACUCAAAAUAGCCCUUGGUGCAGCUAGAGGCCUGGCAUAUCUGCAUGAACUUGCCAAUCAUCCCAUCAUACAUAGGGACAUUAAAUCGACUAACAUAUUAUUGGAUCAGUGCCUCACUGCUAAAGUUGCUGAUUUUGGUCUUUCCAAGCCUAUAAGUGACAGUGAAAAAGGUCAUGUUACCACUCAAGUCAAAGGGACAAUGGGUUACUUGGAUCCUGAAUAUUAUAUCACCCAGCAGCUAACUGAGAAGAGUGAUGUUUACAGUUUUGGGGUGCUUUUGUUGGAGCUGGUAACUGGAAGAAGACCAAUAGAGGGAGGGAAGUAUAUUGUAAUAGAGGUGAGAAUGGCACUGGAUAAGACAAAAGACUUGUAUAGUCUUCAUCCAAUUCUUGACCCAGCCAUUGUGGAUACAAGCCUGAAAGGUUUAGAAAAGUUUGUGGACCUAGCAAUGAGCUGUGUGGAAGAAUCAGGAGCUGGCAGGCCUACAAUGGGUGAAGUGGUAAAAGAGAUUGAAAGCAUCAUGCAGAUUGCCGGCAUGGCUCCUAAUUUUAAGUCAGCCACAAGUUCGUCAAGUUAUGAGGAGGCAUCCGAGGGGAAUACCCUCCAUCCAUAUAACAAUGUCUCCUUUGCUCAUUGUACUACAUUUCCAGCUUCGAAGACCGCCUUCACUACAAAGAACCUUUUCAGUGACAAAAACAGUCAUAGGGAACUCCCGGAGACUGCAGAGGAGGCUAAACACCGAGCUGAGGUUAUUAGGCUGAGGGAGCUUACACUUAAGGGGCAUGUUGAAUCAGUCGUUAAACUGAAGGGACUUGACAUUGAUAUGGCAACCUUUGAUGCAUCCACAAUAGAGAAUUUUCUGCAAGGGUGGGACAAGGAGAAGCCGGUGAGAUACACUGGUCAGCAGUUGGAUGACUUUACAAGCAAUUACUCGAAAAGGUUGGGAUCUGGAGCAUAUGGGGAUGUUUAUGAAGGGCGGUUUCCAAAUGGAGUCAAGAUUGCAGUGAAGUUGCUCAAGGAGAAAUAUGAGGGAGCAGCAAAAAAACAGUUCAUGGCAGAGGUAGGCACAAUUGGAAUAACAUACCAUAUUAAUUUGGUUAGACUUUAUGGUUUCUGCUAUGAUAGAAAUACAAGUGCACUUGUAUAUGAAUUCAUGGAAAAUGGAUCGCUUGAUAAUUGUUUGUUUGCAAAGGAGGAGAUGAUUGAGUGGGAAAAAUUACAUGUAAUAGCGGUGGGGACAGCCAAAGGAAUUGCUUAUCUGCACGAAGAAUGUCAACAGAGAAUUAUUCACUAUGAUAUAAAGCCAGCCAAUAUUCUACUUGAUUCCAACUUCCUACCUAAAGUUGCAGAUUUUGGGCUUGCAAAGCUCUGCAACAGGGACAAUACUCAUGAUUCAGUUACCGGAUUCAAAGGAACCCUUGGUUACUCUGCCCCAGAGUUUUUUCUGAGAAACCAUCCCAUAACUUACAAAUGUGAUGUGUAUAGUUUUGGAAUGUUGUUGUUUGAGAUAGUUGGGAGGAGGAAAAACAAGGUUAGCAAUUCCUCUGAAACCCUUGAUUGGUUUCCAAAGGUUGUGUUGGAUAAGUACCAGAAGGGUGAGUUGGUUGAGCUAAUAAAAAGUUAUGGGAUUAAAAAGGAGGAUAUGGAAAGGGCAGAGAGAAUGUCAGUAGUGGCAUUGUGGUGUGUUCAAGACUCACCAGGAGCUAGGCCACCAAUGAGUGCUGUGGUGAAGAUGCUGGAAGGAGGAGUGGAGAUCAUGCCACCUCCUAAACCCACUCAUUUACUGUUCUCAUCGUGGGGGACAAGUGCAGUCAAGCCACCAAAUGCUACCAAUGGCUCGAGUUCCUCCUCGAGUGAAGAAUCCACUUCUUAUUGGUAUAAAGAGACCACUUCAAUCAUGGCCAAGCAUGAAAUAGAAGUGGCCAGUAGUUAACAAGACUAAAAUCUAGUUUCAUAC
Molecule: messenger RNA, 3769 nt
Organism: Rubroshorea leprosula
Lineage: Eukaryota; Viridiplantae; Streptophyta; Magnoliopsida; Malvales; Dipterocarpaceae
Source: the annotation of a GenBank genome assembly